Molecule: messenger RNA, 3303 nt
Organism: Oncorhynchus masou masou (cherry salmon)
Lineage: Eukaryota; Metazoa; Chordata; Actinopteri; Salmoniformes; Salmonidae
Product: butyrophilin subfamily 1 member A1-like
Exons: 15
Coding region: 345-1937 (530 amino acids)
Biological process (GO): regulation of cytokine production; T cell receptor signaling pathway
Cellular component (GO): external side of plasma membrane
Molecular function (GO): signaling receptor binding
Source: RefSeq, a predicted model, not a curated record
CUUCCCUGCCUUGCAGUAGACACACCAGAUGUAUUUUCUCUCCAGUCUUUCACCACAGGCCAGCGAGCUUUAAACCAAACUCUUCUCAAUUGUGAUCUGCGUGUAUCUAAUCUCUUUCCCCACAGGCCAGCGAGCUUUAAGCCAAACUCUUCUCAAUUGUGAUCUGCAUGUAUCUAAUCUAGACACACCAGAUGUAUUUUCUCUCCAGUCUUUCACCACAGGCCAGCGAGCUUUAAACCAAACUCUUCUCAAUUGUGAUCUGCGUGUAUCUAAUCUCUUUCCCCACAGGCCAGCGAGCUUUAAGCCAAACUCUUCUCAAUUGUGAUCUGCAUGUAUCUAAUCAAAUGAUGUGGACUUGGACAGACUGUCUGUGUGUCAAUCUCCUGCUUCUCCUCCAAAGAGCAGGCUCUGAGAAGUUUGAGGUUCUUGGUCCGACUCGUGCCAUUGUUGCUGUGGCUGGUGAUGACAUCAUUCUGCCCUGUUACAUCAAACCCAACAUCAGUGCUGAGGACAUGAGAGUUGACUGGUUCAGAGUCAACCUCCCAGACACUCAGUCAAACAUUAGAGUCCAUAUCUACCAAGAUGGCAGAGACAAAUACCAUGAUCAGAUCCACUCCUACAGGGGAAGGACAUCAUUGUUUAAAGAGGAACUGAAGAAGGGCAACACCUCUUUGAAACUGACCAGGGUACAAGGCACUGAUGAUGGACAUUAUAAAUGUCUUGUUGAGUCUAAGACACAUUAUGAUGAUGCCACCAUUCAAGUCUACGUCAGAGCUAUAGGAUCCAAGCCAGAGGUUUCCAUUGAGGGACAGAAAGAAGGAGGGAUGGCUCUGCUGUGUGUAACUAAAGGCUGGUUCCCUGAGCCUGAGUUGGAGUGGCUGGACAGUGAAGGGGUCACUCUGUCUGCUGGACCGUCAGAGACAGACAGGGACUAUGAGGGAUUCUACGUAGUCAAACUAAAGACCAUCGUAAAGGAGACUGACAUCAACCGCUUUACCUGCAGACUGAGACAGAGGCAGCAACAUGAGGUGAUUAAGAUGGAGACAGAGUUUCACAUCCCUAGCGAGCUGAUCCUUGUUCACACAGAAACAUGGAAAGUGGCCCUUGCAGUGAUUGUUUCUCUGCUCAUUGUCCUUGUGGUCAUAUCAGCUUUCUGCGUCUGGUGGCGGAAAAAUGCAUCCAGAGCUGAACACAGUCAAGAGCUAGAGCAAGUUAAAGAUGAACUCAGACUUGAGUUGAAGAUACUUGCUGAUCAGCUGGAUUUAGUAAACAUGAAGGGCUGUCCAGAACUUGAAACCAUCAGAAAACAUGCAGACCUAGCCCCGCCCCCUGUCACUCAUGGAGCGCAUUUGUUGUUCCUCUUACCAAGAGACAACUGCAUUCAGUCUCCGCAUCAAUGCAUGGAUGUGACUCUAGAUCCUGAUACAGCACAUCCAGGACUCAUCCUGUCUGAAGACAGGAAACAAGUUAGAUAUGGAGACAUGAAACAGAAUCUCCCUGAUAACCCAAAGAGGUUUGAUACUGUUCCCUAUGUCUUGGGAAAGGAGAGUUUCUCCUCAGGGAGAUUCUACUACGAGGUACAGGUGGAGGGGAAGGAGGGGUGGACUUUAGGAGUGGCCAGAGAGUCCAUCAACAGGAAGAAGUUUAUUUACCUGAAACCUGAGAAUGGAUGCUGGACUGUUUGGCUGAGGAACAAAAAAUAUGAGGCUUUCACUGACCCCUCUGUCCCCCUCUCCCUGAGAGAGAAGCCCCAGAAGGUGGGGGUGUUUGUGGAUUAUGAGGAGGGUCAGGUCUCAUUCUACAAUGUAGAGGCCAGGUCUCAUAUCUACUCCUUCACUGGCUACACCUUCACUGAGAAACUCUAUCCAUUCUUUUAUUCUGGUGCUACUGGUAACUCAGCCCCACAGGUCAUCACUCCUGUAGGUGUCACUGACUAACUGUUUUAUAUCAAACAUUGAAAUACUGGUUGUGUGUGUAUGUGUGUGUGUGUGUAUGUAUAUGUGUGUGUGUGUGUGUGUGUGCGUGCAAGUGUGUGUGUUACUGUCAUGACUUUGCCCUGUUGUGGGUGAGGUUUAUGACCCCCCCCCCAUAAAUACCUGUCCUCCUUUUCUCUCCACUCUACAGAAUGGACUCUUGGAAAGCCCUGUGUUACCACAGAGAAAGUAUGGUAAUAUCAAAAGGCUGGGGAAUGGAACAAUAGUUCCCUUUCUCAACCAGUUGAAAGUGUUCGUUGGUACUUAAAGAAUAUGAUGUCAGAUCAGUUGUUGUCUGGGACAUUAUAUCUGAUGAUAGGAUGACAUAAAUUGUAUCUUGGAAAGUCUACACAUUCUAGUUCUAUCAGAUUCACAUGGAAUUAAAUAUGAAACUAUUUGUGAAUAUAUGAAACGUAAUUUCAACUUGUAAAUGAGAGAAAUGUUUUCAUAAGUAAACUAUGCUCACUCAGUGGCCACGCCCAAGUGAACAGACAUUGGUUGAGAAUGAUGAAACACGCCCUUCUCUCCCCAGUACAAAAGUCUGUUGACGGAAGUUAACCUUAGUUCCCAAUGACGUGAGGACUGGUGUCCGUGCGUUUAUAAGGGCUAAUUUCAACAUGGAGGUGAUGAUCACCUCGCUGAAAUGGUGUAUUUCGACUAGACCAGCCAGAAUACAGCAUAAGCUGAUUAUGGCAACUUAGUAUGAACAUUGAACGAUUAUUUACUGAAGAAGUGAUACAUCCUAGACUUCGAGUUAUCAGCUGCAGCUGUAAACAUAUGUGGCCUAGGAAAGGACAGACAAUCUCCUAAGAACAACAGGGUACUUUAACGUAUCGCCUACAACACUACGACCAGAAAUAGGACAAUGACAAUGGCGAUCUCUGCUGGGCAAACCAGUUUUCCAUCUUGACCCAUCUAUCGAAGGGCAGCUCAGAGUAAAUAUAUAUUUUGCAUUUUCCUUCUCAGAAUGGGCGGUUAUUAGAAUGCAUAAGAUUCUGUAUUUAUGGUAGAAUAGCUUUUCAAGGUCCGAACCCUUUGUCACUCCAUCUUCCCGCUCUUUCAUUCAAACCCAAUCCCCUUAUUUUGUGUAACCAGAUGGCAUAUUGGGUUAGCCCACUAGGGGAUUUUCAUGACAUGAUUAGUAAUCGAUGUAUGAUCGUGUGAUUAUUUCGGUAUUUAGUAAAUAAAUAAUUACACAAAUUUGUGUAUUGCUGAUUCAACUUGUUAGCCAGGGUUCAUGCAGUACUUUAUGACUCAGAAUGAGACUGAAUAAGGUGAUGAUUAAUGAUUGACUGCUAUUGAUAUUAAAGAUCUUAAGAUUUUCAAGAGA